Molecule: messenger RNA, 774 nt
Organism: Penicillium cataractarum
Lineage: Eukaryota; Fungi; Ascomycota; Eurotiomycetes; Eurotiales; Aspergillaceae
Exons: 4
Coding region: 1-774 (257 amino acids)
Biological process (GO): endoplasmic reticulum unfolded protein response
Cellular component (GO): Hrd1p ubiquitin ligase ERAD-L complex; endoplasmic reticulum membrane
Molecular function (GO): ubiquitin-specific protease binding; misfolded protein binding
Source: RefSeq, a predicted model, not a curated record
AUGGAUGUUUUCUGGCGGGCACCUCCCGUGUCCAGGACACUCACGGCAGCGACCCUGAUUGAGUCACUCCUGUUCUGGGGCAGGCUCAUCACUGGAAAAUACAUUUUCUUCGUCCCGAGCAAAAUCUUCUUCCAACUGCCUCCACAGGUCUGGCGAUUGGCAACUUGCUUCUUCCUGACUGGAAGGGAUUUGGAGUUCGUCUUCGAUCUGUACAAUCUAUGGCGCUACAGCAGUGCCCUGGAGAGUCAGUCGGGUCGCUUCUCCAAGCCUGGUGACUUUUUCAUCUACAUCCUGUUCGUAAGCACCGUCAUUCUGCUUACCGCAGGAUUCUAUAUGGGCUAUGGCUCUUUCCUCCCUGCCCUGAUCAUGGCCCUGGUCUGGACCUUUGCCCAGGAUAAGCGAGGCACUCGUGUGAGAUUCUUCGUCAUUGACAUCCCGGUGAUUUACUUGCCCGCCGCAAUGUUGUGCAUCACCAUGGUUCGUGGCGGUUGGCCUUCAAUGCUGUUGGAAUGCACUGGUAUUCUCGGUGCCCAUCUCUACGACUUCCUCACCCGCCUCUACCCGACCUUUGGAGGUGGCCGAAACUUCAUCUUCACUCCUCUCUUCGUGCAGCGUUUCUUCUGGAAGCACACCCCGAAUGCUGGUUAUCGUGGAUAUGGCACGGCGUAUCAUGCACCCCAACCAUCCGCGUCGUCUGCCCCCCAGAGUCGAACCUCUGGUACGGACGCCGGCGAGACUUGGGGUAGCUGGGGAUCUGGACGCAGACUGGGAUAA